AACAUCAAUGGCGCAUGAAUCAGAAUCAGUGUCACUUCUUCCUCCAGAAAUAAUAUCUGAAAUACUGGUAAGGCUACCCGUGAAAUCCUUGUUGAUGAUGAGGUGCGUUUCUAAAUCUUGGCUUUCUCUAAUCUCAACUCGUCAAUUCAUCAAAACCCAUUUAGAAUUUUCAACCAACAAACAAGAUUUUGCUCACGACAUCCUUCUUAGUAGCUCUUCUUUUGAGCAUACCCUAAGAUUUUACACUUGCUCUCUUUAUGCAAUUAUGUAUCAAGAAUCUCCACAUGUACCUGAUGACCUUGAUUUUCCUUGCAAAGACCCACUUGUUAAUUAUAACUUUGUGGGUUCAUGUGAGGGGUUGCUCUGUAUUUCUGGUGGUGCUCAUGAUCUAUUUCUAUGGAAUCCGUCUAUAAGAAAGUCGAAGAAACUGCCAAUUUCAGGAAGUAAUGUGCAUUGUAGUUCGUAUUUGGCUUAUGGUAUUGGUUAUAAUGAGUGUCAAGAUGAUUACAAAGUUGUAGAAGUUAUGGGAAGUUCGCAUAGUGAGUAUGGAUUUCAGAAUGAGUUUAGGGUUUAUAGUCUAAGAACUAAUUCUUGGAAAAUGAUUCAAGAGUACCCCGGUGUUAUAUUUUGCAACGAUCCUGCUAAAUUUGUGAAUGGAAGACUUCAUUGGAUUGCUACUCGUGUUAGUGAUAAGAAUGACUCAUGGUUUAUCUCUUCAUUAAACCUCGUCGAUGAGAGAUAUGAAAAUGUAGCAUUGCCUGAUCUUGUUUAUGGUAAUUUUGAUUGGGAAUUAGGGAUUUUAGGUGGUAAUCUAUGUGUAUUUUGUGACUAUUAUAAGGUUCGGAUGGAUGUGUGGGUAAUGAAGGCAUAUGGACUUGUGGAGUCGUGGACUAAGGUGGCUUCAAUCCCUUAUUUUACAGCUAUUGAGCACUCGCCUUUUCCAGUUUUCAUCUCUCAUAAUGAUGAAAUUUUACUGCAACACCGUUCAAGUUUAUUGAUAUAUAAUUCAACACACAAUACUUUCAAGCAUCCUCAGGUUCAGAUCCAUCAUGGUUAUAAAAUUCAAUUUAGUUUGUACACGAAAAGUCUUGUUUCGCCACAUUUUGUUGAGGAAGUUUGAAAAGCUAUGGAUAGAUGAAUGACUGAUGGAAAUUUGUGCUAUGGU
Molecule: messenger RNA, 1165 nt
Organism: Solanum verrucosum
Lineage: Eukaryota; Viridiplantae; Streptophyta; Magnoliopsida; Solanales; Solanaceae
Product: F-box/kelch-repeat protein At3g23880-like
Exons: 1
Coding region: 8-1120 (370 amino acids)
Molecular function (GO): protein binding
Source: RefSeq, a predicted model, not a curated record